AGCAACUUCAGCGGUAGCCAGCGGGCCAUUUUCAAGCAGGCCAUGCGUCACUGGGAGAAACACACUUGUGUGACAUUCAUUGAAAGAAGCACAGAAGAGAGCUACAUUGUCUUUACUAUCCGGCCAUGUGGGUAAGUUCACGUCCUGCCUGUCUCUGAGGAGAGGCAUCUGUUGCUCACCAAUAAUGUCCCUCCACACAUAUUGAUUAUUCCAGUUUCUCCGUCAGUCCCUGAUGCACAGAAACGCACCUCCCUGCCAGCAUUCAAAAGCUCCAAUCUUUUCAGCAGUUUUCUUUAUUUGGCUUUCUAUAGGCAUGGACUGCACAAACAAGUUUUCUUCUUGAGCAAAUCUGGCUCCCUGUAGAGAGUGCUACGGUGUGGUUUGUGUCUUUUUCUGGGUGAUGCUCUUUUUUUCUGAUGGUGCUCUUUCUGAUUUUAUUGCACCUUUUAUUAAGUCACUGUGAAUUGCCAUUUACAACACAUUUUGCAGGAUAUUCAACGAGACUUGAAUUGACUAGACACUAAUGCAUCCACAACUAAUGUGAAUUUGUGAAAUCAGUGUUUAGGUUUUAGGCUAUUGGUUAACAUUAUUUAGUUGUACAGUAAUUUUGUGAAACAUUAUUGCAAUUAAAAAAAAAAAAAAAGCUAUUUUCUAUUUGAACUUAUUUUAAUUUGUAAUUUAUUCCUGUGAUUAAAGCUGAAUUUUCAGCACCAUUACUCCAGUCUUCAGUGUCACAUGAUACUUUUAAUAUGCUGAUUUGCUCAUGAAAAUUUUUUAAUAUUAUCAAUGUGGAAAACAGUUGUGCUGCUUACUGUGAUUCAUUUUUUCAGGAUUCUUACAUGGAAAAGAAGCAUAAAAACAGCAUUUAUUAGAAAUAUAAUCUUCUGUAUCUUUGUCAAUCUUUUGCAUUAUAAAUUUCUUUCCUGUUAAUCUUGAUCAAUUGAAUGUAUUUUUCAUUCAUUUGAGCACCUAACAACCACUCAGAGCAUCUUAGCAACCACAUAGCAACAACCUGGCAACCAUCCACAGCUCAUUUUGCAUGUGCUGCUCAUUUGUGGGACGGAGAGGUGGAGGUCCCCAGGCUAUAUCUAUCGGGAAGAACUGUGACAAGUUUGGCAUCGUGGUGCAUGAACUCGGGCAUGUCAUUGGAUUCUGGCAUGAGCACACACGACCCGACCGGGACGAGCAUGUUGAUAUAUUUAGAGAAAACAUCCAGCCAGGUCAGGAGUAUAAUUUCAUAAAGAUGGAGCCAGAUGAUGUGGAUUCGCUUGGAGAGGUUUACGACUUUGAAAGUAUUAUGCAUUACGCCAGAAACACCUUUUCCAGGGGCAUCUAUCUUGAUACCAUGCUUCCAAAGUAUGAAGUUGAUGGAGUCCGACCUCCCAUCGGGCAGCGGACGAGACUGAGCAAAGGGGACAUCGCUCAAGCUAGAAAAUUAUAUAAGUGUCCAAGAUGUGGCGAGAGCCUUCAGGACAGCACUGGAAACUUCUCCUCCCCUGGAUUCCCCAAUGGAUAUGCUGCAUAUCUUCACUGUAUAUGGAGGAUAUCGGUCACACCUGGGGAGAAGAUCAUUCUUAAUUUUACUUCAAUGGAUCUGUACAGAAGUCACUUGUGCUGGUACGACCAUGUGGAGAUCCGUGAUGGAUACUGGAGAAAUGCUCCUUUGAAAGGCCGUUUUUGUGGAGACCAGCUACCUGAGGCCAUCGUGUCCACUGACAGUCGACUGUGGAUUGAAUUCAGCAGCAGCAGUAAUUGGGUGGGGAAAGGCUUCUCUGCUGUCUAUGAAGCUAUUUGUGGAGGUGAAGUGAGACGAGACAGUGGGCAGAUCGAGUCACCCAAUUACCCUGAUGAUUAUCGGCCUAAUAAAGUGUGCACAUGGAAGAUCAUCGUACCCCAGGGGUUUCAUGUGGGCCUCGUCUUCCAGUCGUUUGAGAUUGAGAAACAUGACAACUGUGCGUAUGACUACCUGGAACUGCGAGAUGGCGAUUCCGAGAACAGCCCCCUACUGGGCAGCUUCUGCGGCUACGAAAAGCCAGACGAUAUCAAGAGCAGCUCCAACCAGCUGUGGAUGAAGUUUGUAUCUGACGGUUCUGUGAACAAAGCUGGGUUUUCUGCUAAUUUCUUUAAAGAGAUUGACGAAUGCUCUAGGCCUGAUAACGGUCACUGUGAGCAGCGCUGCAUCAACACCCUGGGCAGCUACCACUGCGCCUGCGACCCUGGAUACGAGCUUUCUGUGGACCGCCGCAGCUGCGCAGCAGCUGCCUGUGGUGGAUUCAUCUCCAAACUCAAUGGCUCCUUCACUAGUCCAGGAUGGCCGCAGGAAUACCCACCCAACAAGAACUGUGUGUGGCAGCUCAUUGCCCCGGUGCAGUACCGCAUUACUCUGCUUUUUGAUGCUUUUGAGAUCGAAGGGAACGAUGUUUGUAAAUAUGAUUACGUUGAGGUACACAGCGGCCUGUCCACAGAUGCAAAGCUUCAUGGGAAAUUCUGUGGCACAGAGAAACCAGAGGCGAUCACGUCCCAACUCAACAGUAUGCGUGUUGAGUUCAAAUCAGACAACACUGUGUCCAAGAGAGGCUUCAAAGCUCAGUUCUUUUCUGAUAUGGAUGAGUGUUCUAGGGAGAAUGGAGGUUGCCAGCAUGAGUGUGUGAACGCGUUUGGGAGCUACAGCUGUCAGUGUCGCAGUGGCUUUGUGUUGCACAGCAAUAAACAUGACUGCAAAGAAGUGGGCUGUGAUCAGGCCAUUACCAGUGUUUCUGGUAUCAUCACAAGUCCAAACUGGCCAGAUAAAUACCCCAGCAAGAAGGCCUGUACAUGGACCCUAUCCACCACCCCAGGCCACCGCAUUAAACUGGCUUUUGAGGAGAUUGACAUGGAGGCUCACGAAGAGUGUGCUUAUGACCACUUGGAGAUAUAUGAUGGCCCAAAUGGCAGAGCAACCAGUUUUGGUCGCUUUUGUGGGAGUAAAAAGCCAGCACCUGUCAUUUCCAGUGGCAAUAGCAUGUUCCUGCGGUUCUUCUCGGAUAACUCGGUACAGAAGAGGGGUUUUAAGGCCUCUCAUUCAGCAGAGUGUGGGGGUAGUCUGAAGGCGGAGAUAAAGACCAAGGAUCUGUAUUCCCACGCACAAUUUGGUGACAACAACUAUCCCGGAGCUUCAGACUGCCAGUGGGUGAUCUCAGCUGAGAAGGGCUACGGGGUGGAGCUCAUCUUCCACACCUUUGAGACAGAGGAGGAAGCUGACUGCGGCUAUGACUAUGUAGAGCUGUUUGAUGGCGCUGAUGCCAAAGCACCCAGGCUGGGACGUUACUGUGGGUCUGGGCCGCCAGAGGAGAUCUACUCUGCUGGUGAUGCCAUUGUCAUUAAAUUUCACUCAGAUGACACCAUCAACAAGAAAGGUUUCCAUGUUCGUUACACAAGCACCAAGUUCCAGGACACCUUGCAUACUAGUAAAUGAGCUCUUCAUGACAGAAGAGCUCUGGAGAACAUAGCAGCCAGGGGCCUCUAAUACCUCCUGCACACCUGUGUUAGUGAUGCCACCCGAGGCCCCAUGUUCCCUCCCCUCCAGACUGCAAAGAAGAAGACAAAAUGCUGGGAGGACAAGCUUGAUGUAGGGAUAUGGCAACAUAAUUCGUCCUGUCGUACUUCAAAGGAUCCAUUGAAAACUCUGUAGGAAAUGGAACAGCUGAGUGGCAGAUAUGAAGAGCUUUGUUGACUGCAAGUCAAGGAGGAAGGAUAAAUUUGAUUCAACAUGUCCCUGAUGCACUUUUGUGUCCUAGAGAUCUCUUCAGUUACUCAGGCUAGAAUCUAAAAGACUUUUAGAUGAUUCUUUUAUUAUAAAAUGAAAUAAUGAAAUGCACAAAUCAUAAUUCUUUAUUGCCACACAUCUAGUUGGUGGUAAAUGAGUUUGGAAAUAUAUAAAAUAUCAUUCAAUGAUAAUUACAAGGAUUAUAUCUUUUGUAAAAAGCAAUUCUAGCACUAUUUCUUAUAUGAGAGUUGUACAUGAUUAUUCAGACUACUAGACUUAAAUUAUAUGACAUUAAAUUGUCCACCUGAAGCAAUGAGCUGCAAGACAAAAAAUGUUAAUGCAACUAAUAAACAUAUGA
Molecule: messenger RNA, 4103 nt
Organism: Onychostoma macrolepis
Lineage: Eukaryota; Metazoa; Chordata; Actinopteri; Cypriniformes; Cyprinidae
Gene: bmp1b
Product: bone morphogenetic protein 1b
Exons: 18
Coding region: 1040-3454 (804 amino acids)
Biological process (GO): proteolysis
Molecular function (GO): calcium ion binding; serine-type endopeptidase activity; metalloendopeptidase activity
Source: RefSeq, a predicted model, not a curated record